GAGCAACCUUUAUAUGUAGAUUUGUGGUUAUCUCCACAGUUUACGCAUUUCUCCAAUAAUGGGCAUUCCCCGUGCUCAUCCUGGCCGCAGAUUAUACACUUCUCCUUCAACUUACAGCUACUCUUAAAGUGACUUGUAACACUGGUAGCACUGUCUUACCGUCUCCACGUAUGGACUCACUCUGAUUCGGGCCAUACUAUUGAAAAUGCCGAGGCUGUCCGGUAGCUUUUUUCCCUUGAAUAAGAUCAUAAUAUUUGAAACGACUCUCCGUUAGGUUGUUCGAGCGAACCGGACUAGCUCGUCGGACCAGAGUUCGCGUAAAGGUGCUAUUACAUGGGAGCGUCGUGCGUCAAGCGUCAAACGCGCGCGCAGCACCUUUGCGCAGAUGUCUAAAUGUGCAGAUUUCAGCGUCUAACGCUAAAAAUGGCUGGCUAGUGGCACGUGGUGGCACGUCGAUACACGCCGUAGAGGUUAAGAAUUCCACAAUUUGAGAGAAGAAGAGAGAAAGAAAGACACUAAAAAUGGCUAGUGGCAGUGACACGUCAGUAGACGUCGUAGAGGCAUCAACUUGUGGGGUGUGCAUGUCCAAAGUUAACAGAAGCGAAAUUGUUAACCACAAAUGUUGUCGAAAUUGGCAUAGUGUUACUAUUGAUGCAAAUGCCAACAUUUUCUAUCCUACUAAUCAAAAGGGGAACUAUUUGGCAAAAAUGAUAUGCAACAAUAAAGAACAACUUGUAUUAAUUAAUAAUAAAGAAAAUGGUCAAUUUUCUUUUGAAAAUGUACAAAUAAACAAGGAAGUAGUGGCUGAGUCCGAUCUACCCACAAAUGAUUGCUGUAUUUCUGGAAGUGAUUCACAAGAAUCAUUUUCGACAUUAGACAAAAGUACAUUAGAAGAAAUGUUGAUUUUAGAAGUUAGAAACAGACCGCCCUUAUACGAUUACACACUGCCUUUGUCUGUACGAGGUAGAUACAAAAUUGCUGAGUUGUGGAAAGAGAUAUCUGACGCUCUUCAAGGUCUUAUGAGUCCUGAAGAAGCUAAAAAGAGAUGGAAAUCGCUUAAAGACACUUAUAGUAAAAUAGUGGCUGAAGAAAAGAAACCUAGUGGGUCAGCUAGAUCAUGUUCACAAAAACCAUUUUGAAGCAAUGUCCUUCUUACGUUCGGUGUCAAAAAAUAGAAACUCUGUUUCUAAUCUUACGGCUCCAGUUAUUGAGUCCAAUAGAUGUCAUCUUGAUGAGAGUUCAAAUAACAUGGAACAACAUAGAAGUAGUGAAGGUAUUAACAUUGUUUAAGAGCUUAUUUAUAUUAUUUGCUGACCUGACCGAUCUUUUAAUAUAAUGUAUAGUUGUUUUAAUUUAUAUGCAUCAAAGAAAUAUCAAACAAUUUAUUUUUAGAUGAAUGCCCUGCUAAACGAGGUAAAAAACCGAGCUUAACGAUGAUUUUAGUGCAUCAAUGAAUCGUAUAGCUGAAGCAUUUUGUAACAAAGACAAGCCUGUGAUAAACUUACCAAAGUUACCAGAAACAGAUGCGUUGGAUGGUAUGUUUAUGUAUAUAAAGCAAAGAAUAAUAAAACUUAGUCAAGAAAAACAGAAUAUGCUGUUAAUGAAAUUUCUACAAGAUAUUACGGAGGAAGUACAAAACGAAUGUGGAUAAUUUUAUAUUUAUUUGCGUAAUAUUGGGAGCUUUCCAGCAAGCGACACAAGUCGACACAAGU
This is a messenger RNA of Vollenhovia emeryi, 1712 nucleotides long. RefSeq lists its product as uncharacterized. Bases 522 to 1139 code for a protein of 205 amino acids. Gene Ontology annotation, cellular component: nucleus; transcription regulator complex. The transcript has 6 exons. Gene Ontology annotation, biological process: regulation of transcription by RNA polymerase II. NCBI's taxonomy places the organism in Eukaryota, Metazoa, Arthropoda, Insecta, Hymenoptera, Formicidae. The record is from RefSeq and is a predicted model, not a curated record.